AUGACGAAGCCGGAAGAAGAAGAGAAGAACGCCGGCGCGGCGGAACACGCGAUGAAGCUGAUUGGGACGCUGGAAAAUUUCGUACCCAGUGCGGAUUUCGACGACUACCUGGAGAGAGCCGAGAAUUUCUUCGAGCUCAACUGCAUUACAGAUGACGAGUUUAAACGGAAGCUGAUCGUCCAUUUUAUUGGCUUGCCCGCGCUGAAGAAGCUGCAGCAGUUGCUGUACCCGAAAACCCACAAGCAGUCGACGUACAAGGAGGUAACCGACAAGCUGAAGUCGUACUUCAGUCCCCAGGAGAACCGGAUCGCCCAGUCCGUGGAGUUCUUCAAGCGAAGCCAGCACGAGUACGAGAAGGUCGCGGAUUUCGCGGUCGAGCUGCAAGCCCUGUCGAAACACUGUGUCUUCGAACAGUUUCUCGACGCAGCCCUGCGCGACAAAUUCAUCGCCGGCCUACGGAACGCCAAAAUCCAGGCCGAGCUGAUGAACAGCCCGGACAACACGAAGUUCGACGAAGCCGUCACGAAAGCCAAGAAUCUGGAGCAAAUCGAGGAGGACCAGCAGAAGAUGAAGGCCAAGGAGCAGUACGCCAACCGAGUCAAUGGCGGAAACACCAACCGACGAAACCGUUCGCAGUCCCGGAAGCCGGAGCAGUCCGAGAGAGGCCAGCGCAGCAGUUCGCGAGGCAGACCCAGCUCGCGAGGAGGACCACGUGGCCGCAAGGAUUUCCGUUGCUACGCUUGCGGAAAGAAGGGCCACAUGGCGCGGUCGUGCUGGAGCAACAAGACGAACGUGGUGAGCCGCAGCGACGACGACAGCGUGGUCGACUCUGACGACGAGGUCAACCACGUGGUGAACGUUCCGCUGUUCAAGAGUGUGAACGACUACCGAGAAAAUUUUGCGCGCUUGAAGCUGCAGAAGUGCGAAGUGAGGUUAAGGGUAAUUUCGGGCACGAUGUUGAACAUUGCGGGGUCAAUACGGGUGAGAGUGAAGUGCGAUGGCCGAUCGUACACGAUGACCUUGAUCGUGAUCGACGGGAAAAGUACGUUCCAUCCGUUGCUCGGGCGAGACUGGUUAGAUGUGCUGUACCCGGAGUGGAGGCAAUUUUUUGAGAACGAGGUCGCAGAAGUCGAUCAAAGUGAGGUUAAGUUGGACAGUACUCGCACCACGUUGCUUUCUAACCUCAACACACGCUAUCACGACUUGUUCACCAAGAAUUUGGAAGAACCAAUCGAGACUUUUGAAGCUAGUGUAGUUCUGAAGGAGAACGCCAGGCCGAUCUUCUACCGGCCGUACGAAGUUCCGUUUGCCCUGAAGGAGAAAGUGUCCAGUGAGCUGGAUAGGUUAGUGCGUGAGAAGAUUUUGGUUCCGGUCAAGCACAGUGAGUGGGCAUCGCCGAUCGUGGUUGUGCCGAAAGCAGACGGGAGUGUACGGAUCUGUAUGGACUGCAAAGUGACCGUGAACAAGGCGAUCUGUACCGAACAUUAUCCUUUGCCUAACAUAAGUGAUGUUUUUGCGAACCUAAGUGGUUACCGGUACUUUGCGAAGAUCGAUCUGCAAGGGGCGUACAUGCAGGUUAGAGUGUCGGAGGAUUCCCAGAAGUAUCUGGUGAUCAACACGCACAAGGGACUUUUUGCCUACCAAAGACUACCCUUCGGGAUCUCCAACGCGGCCUCCGCGUUCCAGUUUAUCAUGACUGAGGGCAUUUUGAAGGGGGUAGAAGGAGUCCAGUGUUAUCUAGACGACAUUUUGUUGGGAAAUGAGACCGUUGAGGGGUUAGUGGACAAAAUUCACGAGGUUCUGGGACGACUAAAAGAGUUCAAGGUCAAGGUGAACCUUGAGAAGAGCGAGUUCUUGGUCAAGAAAAUCGCUUAUCUUGGGCAUCAGGUUUCUGACUGA
Messenger RNA from Culex quinquefasciatus (southern house mosquito), 1899 nucleotides. RefSeq lists its product as uncharacterized. Gene Ontology annotation, molecular function: zinc ion binding; nucleic acid binding. NCBI's taxonomy places the organism in Eukaryota, Metazoa, Arthropoda, Insecta, Diptera, Culicidae. The transcript is spliced from 2 exons. Bases 1 to 1899 code for a protein of 632 amino acids. The record is from RefSeq and is a predicted model, not a curated record.